Messenger RNA from Symbiodinium sp. CCMP2592, 2604 nucleotides. NCBI's taxonomy places the organism in Eukaryota, Dinophyceae, Suessiales, Symbiodiniaceae. The record is from the annotation of a GenBank genome assembly.
AUGUGUCAUGUUGGCUACCUGUCGUUAGAUCACUGUCAUCGGCUCUGUGUGAACCAUGUUGUACUGCACUGGAUUGCUUCUGGGCUUAGCUCAGGUGGUGCUGACAAGCAAGAGCUGCUGCGUGACUUUGUGACGAAGUGCUACAAGCCCCAGGACUACGAAGGGAACAAGGGGCGGCUCGAGACCCUGGUCAAGUUCAAGCGCGAGAAGGAGAAGAGCCAGAAGAGCAACCUCAUCAGAGGUUGGCUCACAGAAAAGGAGAUGAUAAAGCUGGGCUGGGAUGAGACGAAGGUGAAGGGGGCCAUGGCAUAUUGCCAGAAGAUGCGGUUGACCAAGCGGUGCAAAUACUCAGCCGAACUGAAGUUCUUGGUCGAGUUAGAGGACCGCGUAGAUGACGAAGUGCUGCUUCGAUUAAAGCUCGAAGAAGAACUGGCAGCCAUAUCCGGCAAUGGGUUCGAAGACGGCUUCGCCUUCUCGCUUCACGAGCCGAAUGCCACCGAGAUGCCGCCGGAGGAUGAGGCUGCAUCCAAGCUUAAGCUCCCGGAGUUCCCUGAGAUCACCCAGGAUGUGGCUACGUUGGGAGCCCGUGUGAAAAAGUUCAAGGAUGCUGCUCUCAAGCGUCGGGGUGUCUACACAAGUGUGGAGGAUCGCUUGAAGGAGGAUGAGAGCAAGGGCCAUGAGACAGACCUUGGCGUCCUCAAGACAAGCCUAGAUCAAAUCAUGACAUCGUACAACAAGAUCUGUGCCACGGAGACGAGCGCUGAGAAGAAAAAGCCCGACAGCUACAAGAUCCUUUGCGAGACCAUGGAGGGGGCAGCGAUUCUGAAGCUCCUCGGACAGCAUAUGAACCCAGUUCUCAAUGUGGCCGUGACCUUGUCGAUGAAGUUGUCCAGCUCUAUUGUGCCCCUUGAAUGCAUCAUGCAGGUUGGCAAUGCUACCAAGGCGGUUGGCCUAGCCAAAACAGGUGUCAAACGUGGGGCUACUGCUGCUGGCCUAGAUCGACAACAAGAAACCUGGGAAUUGAAACGUUUAGCACGUGCUGCUGAUUCCAGCAAAGGGAACCACCUGGAAAGUUUAACUCGGAAUCUGCUGCGUGCUGGCUAUGGAGUCCAGAUACCCAUCGACAAGAUUGCCGUCCCCUACUUUGACCGAGGUCUCUGUCAGCAUCCGGUGUUCUCACUGGAAAAGUUUAUUGUAUAUAUGAUCAAGACAGGCCAUUCCAAGUAUUUUCUGGGUGGCUAUGAUGUGAAUACUGAAGAAUCCAGAACGGUUCUGUCUCAGUACUGGCUGCGUUAUCAAAAACAUGAUCCAGGCCAUGUGGUAUUUGGAAACCGACCCCUGUCGGAUACGGUGCCACUCGUAUGCUAUGGGGAUGAGGGCACGGGGAAGCGCAAGCAUCCUGUUUAUGUUCUGUCCACCAAAGUGCUACUGAACUGCAGACAAAACAGCAUGUUCCGCUACCUCCUCUACACAGUCGUUCCACACGAGUGCUACAGAGGAUUCCAGAAAGGCUGGGCCGAGAAGAAUGAAUGCUUGGAUGCUGUUCUGGAGCACUAUGUGCUGGAGGCUACCCGACUUUUCGAACAAGGAGUGACGGUGGACAAAGGGCGCACUCUCUACUUUGCGUUUGUAGGCACUGUUGGUGACUUGCCUUUCCAGGCCAAGGUCUGGAAGCAAUCACGUAACUUUCAGAGUAAACUUUGCUGCCCUUUCUGUAUGGCAACGAAUGAAGAUUUGGGAGAUGUCGGGGAUGAUCCUGCCUGGGUCAUGGAUGAGGUGCCUCCUCCAUGGUCCCUCACGUCAAGUAUGUGUCAGAUUCCUGGCAUGGCAGGUGUAGACAAGGCCCGACAUGACAUAUUCCAUUUGGGCCACCUGGGUGUGGCUCGCCACUUCUACUGUUCUGUGUUGGUACUAUUGUGCCAGCGCUUCGGGCAUUUUCCUGCAGAUGAUGGAAAAUGGUCAUUAGAUCUGCAACUUGCCAAAGCUUAUGGGGAUUUCCGGGCUUUUUGCCGACUGAUCGGGGCAACGCCUUUGGUCAAAGAAUUCACCAAAGCAAAUUUUCAUGCAAAGGAAACAGGUUAUCCGGACUCCUCAUUCAAAGCGAGUGAUUCCAUACUCAUCAUGAAGUUCCUGGAGUAUUAUCUCAAUUUGCCAUGGGCUUUUGAUGAAGAUGGUGUUCUGCUCACCAUGCUGCAGGCGGCUGGAUGGUACAAUGAUUUCUACAGGACUUGCUGGACUGCCAAGGAUAGGCGUUGGCUCACGUGUUCUGAAGCUGCAAUUGCUGUCAGAAGCUUGGACUCGUUUGUUCGAGCAUAUGUCCUCCUGGCUCAAUGGUCAUAUCAAGAACGGCUGUGUCAUUUUGUUCUUGUGCCAAAGCUGCAUUUUCUGAAGCACCUGGUAUUGCAAAUGCGUGGCAGUCUUGAAAACCCUGAAAUCGUGCAUCAUGUCAAUCCAGCAGUCUGGGCAACACCUGAUGGUGAGGACUUCAUCGGGAUAAUGAGUCGGCCCAUGAGAACUUUACAUUCCAGCAGUUCCUGCCUGAGGAGGCUUCAAAUGUACAAAGUAGAGUUGAAGAAGGCAUGGGCUGGCAGCAGUGGCAAGUAG